Molecule: messenger RNA, 978 nt
Organism: Diabrotica virgifera virgifera (western corn rootworm)
Lineage: Eukaryota; Metazoa; Arthropoda; Insecta; Coleoptera; Chrysomelidae
Product: venom peptide SjAPI-like
Exons: 2
Coding region: 635-886 (83 amino acids)
Source: RefSeq, a predicted model, not a curated record
UUUACUUCAUUUACUUUUUUUUUUGAUUUUAGGACCUAAUCCUGAAAACCCAAUAGGUCCCAUAACGCUUUAGUAACUGCAAAUUUAGCAUCCUUGCCUCAUACUGUUAUUGAUCGAUAUAGGACUUUUCAACUCGUCUCAUUUAUUUCUGGCAUAUGUCAUAUAUUAAUAUUAUACACGUAUUAUGCAACAUAUGACAGAAGACCGAAACAAAUGAGAACCGUUGAAAAGUCCUAUUUACCUAUGGAUAAUUUAUUAUCCUAUUGUCUGAGCUAGAACCCAUUUCUUAGAAAUUUGUGUUUCUAUGUGCAUUUCACUACAAAACUUUUAUAUUUGCUCCUGAAUCACACAACUAUUUGGUUUUGUUUUUUUUUAUUUUACUCAUUUUGCUGUCACUUAAUGCAUCUUAAAUUGUUGUGGAAAUUACAUUUUUCAUCAGUUAAUCUUAGCAACUAAUGUAUUCCAAUAUUUUUUCCAAAACUGUUUUAUUAUAACAUAAAUAUACAUUUUAAUCAACAUAAUAUAAGUAACAGGUUUUUCCUAUUUAUAACUGACGAUGAUAUAAAAGGUAAAACAUAUUGUUUAUUAACAAAAUUAAUCGACAAACAUAACAGAAUUAUCACAAAGAGUCGAAAUGACUAAAUUGGCCAUAACUUGUUUAUUUUUGAGCGUAUUCGCAGUUGUUGUGCUACCAAGUUUAGGAGCGUCUCCAUUUUCAUAUGAACAUUGCCAGUCCUGUUGCCAAGGUCCCACUUGUCAAUUGAGACGUCCUUCGCCAUGUAAUAUAUACUGUGCUGCCGUAUGCAUUCCAGAAUUUGUAUGUGAUACUGGAUAUAUAAGGGAUACAAAGAAUGGAAGGUGCGUACGUCCUGAAGAUUGCCCUUAAAAAUGGUUGGAAAUAUGACCUGAUUUAUUUUAAUAAAAUAUUAAAAUGUGUAAAUAUUUCAAAAAAUUUAUAUUAAUAAACUAUUAAACUAC